AUGAAGCAUCUUGUGAAUGGGUUGGAGAAUCAUGGAGAUGCUCUUAUUGUUCGAGGAAGAAAUCAUGAGAGGAAUUCUGGGGGUGAUGAUAGAAAUAGGUCAAAAUUCAGAAACAGAAAUAAAUCUUGUAAUUACUGCAAAAAAGGGCCAUGUCAAAUUCGAGUGUUGGAAGUUACAAAUAGAGAGAAAAUAGAAGCUCCAAAACCGAAGGGAAACCAACCAAAGAAGUCCGGUGAAGCUAGUUUUGUUGAAGGUGGCGGUAGUGAUGGAGCACUCUUGGUAGUUUUUUAUGGUAACUCCAAACCCUUUGAGGAUUGGAUUCUUGAUUCAGGUUGCACGUUUCAUAUGUAUCGUAAUCAGGAUUGGUUUACAACAUAUGAAGCAGUCUCUAAAGGUGCUAUGUUGAUGGGAAAUAACACACCUUUAGAGAUGAUUGAUGGGGUUGUAAGGACACUUGGUGAUGUGCAGUAUGUACUAGAUCUGAAGAGAAAUCUUAUUUCCUUGAGUACCCUUGAUUCGAAUGGCUAUAGGUACACUGGUGAAAGUGGAGUUCUGAAGGUUACUAAAGGUGCUCUUAUUGUGAUGAAGGGACAGAGAAAGUCUGCAAAUUUGUAUAUCUUGCAAGGCUCUAUGAUUACAGAAAGAAUUGUGAGCCACUUGACUAUUCGUCAUACUCCACAGCAGAAUGGUGUGGCUGAACGAAUAAACAGGACUAUAAUGGAGAAGGUGCAUUGUUUGCUCUCUAAUGCUUCAGAAGGUAUUGAUUCCAAUAAAGAUCCUUCUUAUUACUCAGAGGUAGUUAGUUGUGAUGAUUUCGGUCAAUGGAUGAUUUCUAUGCAGGAGAAGAUGGAAUCACUUCAUAGGAAUGACACAUGGGAUCUGGUAUUCAAAAAGAAAGAAGGAACAUUGGGAGUUGAAGAUUUUAGGUACAAAGUAAGACUAGUUGCUAAAGGCUACAGUCAGGUUCCACGUAUUGACUUCAUUGAUGUGUUUUCUCCAAUUGUUAAGCAUAGCUCGAUUCAAGCCUUUCUUGGGUCAGCUAUAGUCCCUUCUCAAUCGAAUAAUACUUCAUAUGAUGUUCAUGGUUUCAGCAAAGAGCAACAAGACCAUCUCUUGUCCUUAUUGAAUCAAAGUAGGUUGCAGGACUCUGGCUUAUGUGCAUCAGCCAACUUUGCAGGGGCUACACAUGACAUGACUCCUCACAAACACCUCCUUACCAAUGUCAAACCUUUACCAUCACCUUACUUAAUUUUCCUUCCAAAUGGUUACAAAGUGAAAAUAACGUGUACUGGUUCCUUUCCUCUGUAUUCUGAUUUAGUUCUAAAUAAUGUUCUUCUGGGUCAUUCUCUGAAGAGGCCACUGGAAGUUGGUAAACUCUCCAAUGGACUCUAUGUUCUUCAGCUGAUUGGUUCCACUCUCUCUGACAGUCCUCACCACACUGUUGCAUCUCACAGAUCACCUCCAGCAUCUGAUGAAUCUAUUGCUAUGUCUAGUUUCAUUUCUUCUAAUGCUAAUAAUGUCACUGUUUCUUCUAUGUCUUUUCCUAGUUCUUCUGUAUCUACUAUUUCCAAUUUAAAUGUUGAUUUUCCACAAGAUGUAUCUUCACUGUCUUCUUAUAAAAUGGCUUCAGACUUGCAUGUUACUCCUUCAAUUUCUAAUUUUUUUCUAGCUAAUACUCUUCCUGUUCAUCCCGAUUUACAGUUUUCUAGUUCUACUCCUAAUAAUUCUAGGUCUAUCUCUUCUAUUUUUCUUGGUUACUGUGUUAGCAAAAAGGGUUACAAAUUGUUAUCUGUCUCUUCUCACAAGGUGUUCUAUUCAAGGGAUGUUGUUUUUCAUGAAUCUAUUUUUCCCUAUGCCUCUCCUUCUCCUGUUUCUAUCUUUCCUUCCACCCCUCCUCUUGCUGUUGAUGUUCCUAUUUCUACACCUUCUUCAACACCAUCUUGUCCACCUAGAAGGUCUACCAGGCCUUCCUCUACUCCCUUUUAUCUCUCCGAUUAUGUGUGUUCCUUUGUUUCUCAAUCUAAGGUUUGUUGUACCUCUGUUGGAGAUGGUUUGCUGGAACCUCAAUUUUACCAUCAAGCAGCUGGUCAUCCUGCUUGGCAGGCUGCUAUGAUGCAGGAAUUUCAUGCCCUUGAAGCUAAUAAUACUUGGGAAAUUGUCCCAUUACCUCCUGGUAAAAGGGAAAUACCCUCUAAGUGGGUAUAUAAGAUAAAGAAACGUGCUGAUGGGUCUAUUGAGCGGUAUAAAGCCCGCUUGGUCACUCGAGGGGAUAGUCAAAAAGAAGGGAUCGACUUUAAUGAAACCUUUUCCCCGGUGGUGAAAAUGUCCACCAUUAAGUGA
This is a messenger RNA of Capsicum annuum, 2340 nucleotides long. RefSeq lists its product as uncharacterized. NCBI's taxonomy places the organism in Eukaryota, Viridiplantae, Streptophyta, Magnoliopsida, Solanales, Solanaceae. The record is from RefSeq and is a predicted model, not a curated record. The transcript is spliced from 8 exons. Bases 1 to 2340 code for a protein of 779 amino acids. Gene Ontology annotation, molecular function: nucleic acid binding.